AUGCGGUCGUCUACUUCUCGGCCAGGUGGCCGUCAAACACCGCAAACCAAUGUCAACGACAGGCUGCACACCCUAAGGCUCGUAUGCUCGUUUGAUCAUUUCAAGGGUGAACAGUAUAGACACGCUCAGAACCUCAACAAGGCCCGAGCCAACAUUGCAUCCACCAACGCAACUUCGCAUCGUAGUCCCACAACAGGAACACUCCCGACGGAUUACACUCUCAUCCUACCACCUCCAUUAUCCACUUUCUUCGUGACUGAUACGCCUAUCGCCGAGUCUAGUAGCACUCGCCAGGAACCACGUAAGAAACCUCCAAAGCCUACAUGGGCGGGGCCAACUCCGCCGAGAAGCUGGGUGCUGACGAGCUCUAAAGAUGAACACGAUACUCCAGAGUGGCGGUCCAAUGCCCUUUCGCUCGUAAUGCCUUCUGCUGGCUGUGCCCUCCAGGAUGGAGUCCCCCCGUUAACUUUGAUAUGCCUACGUGCUCUUCGAAGCCUUCCUACUUCGGGAUUUGUUGAAGAAAUCAUAUCAUAUCUCCCCUCGCAUCUUCGUUGCCAGAUGAUCAGAGACAGCGCCGUGUACUCCCCCCUUUCCGACGCACAGCUAUAUCCCCUACUCGAGCCAAACGGGUGCGUCAACGGUGAGUUCGUCGUUGUCGGCCCUCAGGCUACGAUGCACGAAACGCACUUCCGUGACAUCAGCAAACCUUCCAUGGACGUUGACGAGCCUGAUGAAGCACCAGCUUGGGACUCUCCAUCUCAUGAUGCCUCCCAGGAAACACUUCAGAUGCUCGCCAUCAUCUCUGCCCGCCUCUCCGUCUCAACUAUGCUUACACUGCCGCCCACACUCAGUCAUCUCGCCCUGGUUCAUCUCCCUUCCCCUCUCCCUAUACAUCGCCUGCCACUGCUGUGCCCUCUCAUAGUUGUCCUUGAUCUGUCUUACAACGGGUGGCUGGGGUAUAGAUCGUCGGGCGAGGGUGUGUUUCAUAAUCCAGAAGGAAUACAGAUGCUGGAACGUGUUGAUUGGAAGAAGUGGCAGCAUCUGAAGGUACUGGGUUUAAGAGGUUGCGUGAGGUCGGAAAGCAUAUUAGCGGCUGUAAACAAAGGACGAUGGGACGACGUCGAAACUAUGUGGUAA
This is a messenger RNA of Pleurotus ostreatus (oyster mushroom), 1137 nucleotides long. RefSeq lists its product as uncharacterized. The transcript has 2 exons. Bases 1 to 1137 code for a protein of 378 amino acids. The record is from RefSeq and is a predicted model, not a curated record. NCBI's taxonomy places the organism in Eukaryota, Fungi, Basidiomycota, Agaricomycetes, Agaricales, Pleurotaceae.